This is a messenger RNA of Macrobrachium nipponense, 3276 nucleotides long. RefSeq names its product glutamate-gated chloride channel subunit beta-like. Lineage: Eukaryota; Metazoa; Arthropoda; Malacostraca; Decapoda; Palaemonidae. The coding region runs from base 758 to 2794 and encodes 678 amino acids. The record is from RefSeq and is a predicted model, not a curated record. Gene Ontology annotation, cellular component: neuron projection; synapse; plasma membrane. Gene Ontology annotation, biological process: signal transduction; monoatomic ion transmembrane transport; nervous system process. The transcript is spliced from 6 exons. Gene Ontology annotation, molecular function: neurotransmitter receptor activity; transmembrane signaling receptor activity; extracellular ligand-gated monoatomic ion channel activity.
GCCAAUGUAGAAGUCCUUCGCUUCCAGGAGGACCGGAUCGCAUCCCUGAGUACCCUGGCCGUGUACAAGGGAGAACUCAGUCGCUCCCGCCACGUGUUUUCCUUCACUCUCUGCGUCAGGUUCAAAAUCUUCGUCCUCCACACGAGGGGCACCUUGUUCCAUAUCUCCGAUAAGGUGGACGGCAAGGACUGGAUGCUGAGGGCAGAAGUCUGGGUCGACAAAGUUCGAGUGUCCAUAUCCCAUACGUGGCAUUUCAUGCCACUUACUACUCAACUCUGGGCAUUCAGGUGGUACCACCUAUGUUUCACGCAUAAUCACAACAACGGUCUGAUUCAAACGUUCAUCAACGGCGUGAUGGUUCAGCAGUCGUACUACAAUGUUGGACGACCUGCCUUCGGCGACUACGCGGUUGUGGGCAACGGACAAACGGCCAGCGAAAGCUACAGCGGCGAACUCACCCAGGUAAUAGGGGCUAAAAGAAAAAAUAAAUAAAAAGAAAUCUUCCCGCCAGGUUUCAUAAUUGCAAUAAAUCAAAGUAAAAUAUCUCUCUCUCUUCCAGUUGUUAAUAGGAACAAUUUCACGCAAAAAGAUUAUUUUAUCCAUGUAAAUACUGAAUGAAGCAGAAGCGUAGAUAAAACGGGAAUUAAAAAUAGAAAAUCUCACAAUAGGAUAUGAACAAUUUUAAUCAGUCACUGAGUAGGCCAAUCGCCAGGUGAACGUCUGGGACAACAUCCUGAGUACCGGAGCAAUCCAGGAAAUGGCUGCGUGCAAGACCAACCCCCGAGGAAACUACAUCUCGUGGGAUGCGGGGUGGACACUCCAACAGGCCUCCUCGUUCGAAAUGACCCUGGAGGACCUCUGCAAGCAAGACACCGGAAAGAUAUUCUUCUGGUUUCCAAGGGUUAUGGAGGAAACGGCCCUCUACAUCUGCGAAGCCCUCGGCACUCACCUUCCAACGGUCAAAAGCCUCGAGGAAGUCAACUUCCUCUAUAAUAUAUUGGACAAAAGGUGGCCGGACUCCGAAAAAUGCCCCCUCUACUACUGGAGCGACCUCAACGACAAGAAAGAUGAAAACGUCUGGGUCAGGGGCUACGAUGGACAUAUCGACAACGAGACCUACUGGUCACCCGACGAGCCCAAUGGCUUUAGGUACGAGAACUGCGCAUUUAUUCGCCAAAAUGGCAUGAUCGACGACGACUGCGCGUGGGAGAGGUGCGCCAUGUGCGUGUUCACGGAGCCCCAGAGAUUCAUCAUGCGAGGCACCUGCGAACAGGAGAUACGCAACACUUACUUCGUGGCCUACCAGGAGGAGUUUGGGAGCCUCGUGUUCAGAGGGUACGGUGCCUACCAUAUCGCCAAAGACAAUGGCACGUGGCUCUAUACCGAUGCGGUUCGCGACCUCGUCAUCGCCUCCAUGGAAGAGCACGAGAUCGACUACCCCAUGGGCCGUAGAUGGUGGAAACUGCAGCAAGAGGUUUGCGGGAUAGGGGAAGGAGAGAGAAAGAGGCUGCUGCUCACGCCUUGCAAUGACACCCAGUACACCUGCGACGAUGGGACCUGCAUCGCUCACCACUACCGAUGCGACCUCAAGUACGACUGUCGCGAUCGCAGCGACGAGCUGGAGUGUGAUAUCAUCUCGUUCCCUCGGGAUUACCAUAAGCAUCUGCCUCCCAGAAUCCCUCGGGACGACAAAAGUAACGUGCCGGUGGUGGUCCACGUGAUCAUCAAGUCCAUAGGCAUCUUGACGGCGGAAAUGACGAUGACUUUGUCUUACGAGCUGGAAAUGCACUGGUUCGACGGGCGACUCGAAUACUUCAACCUGAAGAGAAACGAGAGUCUGAACACGAUCAUGGUAGAGAGUAUGAUGCGACUGUGGUCCCCCAUCGUCAGGCUUCUCAACACAGACACCAUCGACAAGACACUGUUAGAAGAAGACGCCACUGCCAUGGUGAAAAGGCUCGCUAGGCCUCUGCGACGAGACGACGGGGCAGCCGGAGAAGUUGACGUCUACUCGGGAGAGGAGAACCCAGUGUCGGUGUCGAGGAAGUACAGCACCACCUACACCUGCAAUUUCGAUCUCACUCUCUACCCCUUUGAUGAUCAACACUGCGACAUGCACCUGCAGAUUGUGUCAGGCCAGGUGGCCUUCCUCGAGGUCCACCCUAAUUCCACCGUUGUUUACUUAGGGAGCACAACGCUGAAUGAAUAUACGGUAAUCCGCGCAACGGGCGUGAUUAGUUUAAAUGUAUUUGAGGAAACUGGAAUCGGCGACAUGAAGCUGAUUUACGGAGCGCCCCAAGAACCCAGUGAGGUCCGAGUUCGAAUUCCGUUGAUUCGCCUCUACGGUUACUCUAUCCUGAACAUCUACAUCCCUUCCCUGAUCCUUCUCGUCAUUAGUUACUUGACUCUGUUCUUCAGAAAAUCCUUCUUCGAUUCGAGAAUCAUGGCAACGCUGACCGCCCUCCUGGUUUUGGCGACACUUUUCGCUCAGGCCUCUUCGUCUCUCCCGAUGACCUCGUACUUCAAGAUGGUCGACAUCUGGCUGCUCUUCUGCGUGGUGAUGACCUUCCUGAUCAUCAUCUUCCACCUCCUGAUCGACAACUUCCUCUCCCGAGAGCAACGCCAGCCGACGAAGGUCACGCCCAUCGCCUUCGAGAAAGAGAAGUUCUUCGGCAGCCGCGUCUUCAAGUGGGUGCCGGACUUGGCCGUCGAUAAGUUAGAGCUCACGGCAAAAGUGACGGUCUGCGUCAUUGAUGUGGUCUUCAUCAUCGUGUAUGUAGCGUGCAUAUUGUAACGUGUGACCGUCUAUACGUUUCCCUCAUACGCAUACAAUUAUACAUGAAAUUAUAUGCGCACUUGUGUGGUUAAUCAGCAGUGUUUGUCUACAUCUGUAUGCAUAUAAUUCCGUUCUUCUGUUCAUUUAUUAAUCGAUAUAUUCCCAUAUGCUGAGAAUUAUGCAUAAACAAAUAUACAUAUACAUGUUCAUGGAUACAAUCCUUUGCAUUUGUCUGUGCAAGUCAACACGUCUUUCUAUGUAUUUAUCUAAAUACAUACAAAUUUAUGUAUACAAAAGAAAAAAUGAUCACAGCAAAGGAAAUUAGAUAAAAAGGUAUUCCUUGCAAUUCUUUGCAUUCAACUGUUAAAUUUGAGUUCAACGACAAGGAACGUUUUUUUUUCCGGAAAUACCUAUUUGAAUUAUAAAAUAAAAUGAAAUCAAGACUAAAAUGUUUUCUGGACAUUUUGUAGAUUUUUCUGCGAUAGUUACUAUAGAAAUAU